UUUGUUUCAAAUGUCUAGUUUUUUUUUUUUUUUUUUUUUUUUUUAAAUAGAGUCCUUUACGCUUUAAAUACGGGGUAUUAUCACUGAUUUGCAGUGAUAUACUUAUAGCUGUGAUAAUUAUUGAAGAUUCACUGUCUUUUAGUGAUGUCGACUUCAGAAUUAGCGUAUCACUGAUCAGUGUAUUUAUUUCACUGAUUGAUAAGUUACAAGUAUACCACUGAAAAUUAGUAAUAAAUAACGUUUGCUUUAGAUAUGCUGUACUCUUUAAAUGGCAAUCAGGGUAUUAUCACUGUUUUGUAGUGGUAUACUUAUAACUGUGAUAAUUAUUGAAAAUUCACUGUCUUUUAGUGAUGUCGACUUCAGAAUUAGCGUAUUAUCACUGAUCAGUGUAUUUAUUUCACUGAUUGAUAAGUUACAAGUAUACCACUGAAAAUUAGUGUAUAAAUAACCAGACUUUAGAAUGAGCGAAUUUAGAAUUAUUAUUACUGAUCAGUGUAUUUAUUUAACAAUUGAUUGAUAAGUUAUAAGUAUACCACUGAAAAUUAGUCCAUUUUUAUUGUUCACUGAUGAAAAUUUAUAGAGUACGUUAAAAUUCUCCAAUAAUCUUUCAUAAUUUUUUAAAAAUAUUUCUCCAUAUCCUUUUUUUCAGGAACUUGUUGCGUUUUUCAUUUUUGUCAUAACUUUAUUAUCACGAACGCAAUUUGCAUAAUUUUUUAAUAUUUGUUUAGAGAUGCUGAAAAAUUGCUCAAAUCACAAUUAUCGACGUUGCAAGAUUCUUUUGCGAAUUUAAUGCCUGCCUUUAGGAUAGUGUGUUAAAGUGGUCUGAUGUUAAAGUGCGCGUGUAGUUGUGUCAAUCUUGAAGAAAAAUAGUUUGACACAGCUACACGCGCACUUUAACAUCAGAUCAUUUUAACACACUAUCUUAAACACAGCGUGUAGACCAGGCGUAAGCUUUCGUCAUUGCGCGAAAUAUUUGAAUCGAUUGUGCGUCGAUCAUCUCGAUGUGUGCGAUUGUUUCUCGACUUUUUGGACUUCUGAAUGCCGCGUAGCAUGGCCCCGCUUUACGAUGGUCACGACUACUAUAAGAAAAUGUUCGAGCUUCAGGAGAAGUUACGGAAGAGCGAGGAAGAGAGAAUACGUUUGGAGGAGCGAUUCAAUGUACUCAUGCGAGAAUCUCAUAACAGACACGAUGUCUGUAUAAAUCGGUUGCGCAUAAGGUACAUACAAUAUUUGGAAGAGCAACGCACAAGGGAUGAAAGGAAUCAUAAGCUUCUUGCAGCGUUGGACAAAGUUAUGAACAAACUUGCGCUGAUAAGCGCGAAAAAAGACAGACUCAAUGUUCUCAGGAAACAAUACGAGGCCUAUCUACUUCGUGCUUACGCCAAUCAUCGGCCGCCCGGUAGCGUCACCGGAGACAGUGGUAUCGCUAGCCAAAAUGAAGAUAAACACACGAAGAAAACCGUUAUGAUGGCACAUCCCGAUUUAGCACCUGCGGAAGCGAGAGGCGUUUUGUCACCGCGAGUACAUCUGGGAGCGCCUGAUCGUCAAUCGAGUCAGCCAAGGUCUAUCUCCGUGUCAAAGUUCCACGAUCAAACUGCUGUAGGCUCGUUGAAUAAUCCUCCGAUGUGGAUGACUACGCCAGUAGAUGCAACCUUCGAUGUCGAUCAUCGCCAAACGAAUGCUCCACGUGGACCACAUAUUUAUGGCCCUGUCCCGAACGCCCAGUAUCCGCAGACGAUACCGUUCAAUUACAACGAAAGCGCGCCACGCAGUCUUCAGCAUAUUCCGGACAUUCGUGUUUCAUACGCGGAAGCGCCGGUUUUGUCAGUGGCGCAUUCUUCGGACAAUAUACAGCCCCAUGCUGUCCCCGCUAAUCGAUUCUUCAGAGAGCACAUGGAAUCGGUGCAAGCUGCGUCCGGUCUCUCGGCAACCGCACAAUUUCCCGUAGGAAGUACCGUGCGCUAUGCAGAGACGUCGCGGAACGUACCUGUUCCACGCCAAUUCGAUCCCUCGACCUUACUUCAGUAUCACAACGCCAAUAUGUUGGUGUCUGAUCCGCGAUUGCAGGUAAAAAAUCCGUCCGAUACUGCGACCGUGGAACCGAGUUUGGUGACGGGGAAGUCAAGUACGUAUCGCAUGGAACCCGACGUGAAUGUCGUUAAUCAGAUUGGUUCGCUGCCGGGAUACAUGGACUAUAUCCUGGCGAGUUCGCAGAAGUCUGACGACGAAGGAUCAGCUCGUUCCAUCACCAGUGAGGACCUGGACGGUCUGAUAAGGCGCAAUGAACGAUUGCUAUGGGAGAACGCGGAUGUUGUCAAGACUCCGCGUCGAUCACCAACCGCCUUGGGAAUGGAUAACGUUAAUCUGGAUGAGAACGGCAGGACGACGAUACUGGAGAACGAAUUGGAUCGAUAUAUCAGCAACAUCCGAAAACUCCAUAGGGAGCACGCCGUGCAGAGCUUGGAUGACCUGGACCACGAGCAGAAUACUAGUGGCGAUCUGUUGAACGUUUCCUUGUCGGAGGACGCUCUGGAGCUCCCGGUCGAGGAGAGAGUGAGGAAGGAGCGGGUGCCAGAGGAAAUGGGCAAGAUUCUAGCACUGGCUAGCGACCUCGCAUCCAGGACGGCGACUCUGAAAGAGGUUGCGCGAGAUUCAACCGCGAUUGAAAACGAUAGCUCAUCCAAGGAAGUCGGGGACGGAAUUAAACAUCGCGAGAUUGCAAAAAGCGAAGCGUCGGAGUUUAAAGGAAAAUGUGAAACUGAAGGACGCGCGACAUCAACAAGAAACAAAAUUAGAAAAGACGUUGCGACACACUCAAUGAAAUUAGAACAGCCGCGCGGAGACGCGAAGAUUGCGAAGGAGAACUGGAAUAACGUGACCGAUUCAGCCGGGUCGCGGGAGCACGAUCGGCAGGUAUCUAUUACGAGAAAAGACAACGCGGACAAGGAAACAAUUACCAGUCACAGAUUACGAAUCGACGAUCCGAAAAAUAUGUCGAAUGAAAAACAACUCGAUCUUGCAACUGGUAAAGAAUCGAAUACCGAGGAGCUGUCGGAUGCCGUCGAGGAGUUGGCGCCACAAGACCUUGCGAGUAUGCAAAAAAAGGUUGGCGAGUUACGUUUGGACGAUUUUGAUGGAGCGAUGGAAAAACAUGCCGAAGAUACUGUGGAGCAAGUCAGAGAAGAAGUUACGAGCAAAUCGUGCGAUUCAUCACAAUUCGCUGAGCAAAACGGCGUGGAUAACGAAAUCGAAAACGCCCGUUCUUCGCAGGAUGCGCUUCCUCGCUUGGAAACGAAAAAAUUGGAUGCGAACGAAACAAAUAAGACUGAGAGGCAAAACGAAACAGAUGGACCUAUCGAGGAUGCUCAAAGCGUGCCCUCUAAAAUAUUGAGUCAAUAUUUAGCCGAUGAACCUAAGAUCGCGUCACAGCCAGAUGAGAAACUUGGUGAACCAGGUGAAAAUGACAGAAUAAAACAAGAUGAGGUGACAGAACUUCGAUCCGAUGAUCAAUCCGAAGGCGUAAAAGAGUACAGUGAGGAACAAGAACACGUCGAGGAUCCGAGCCAAGCGCAGCAGUACGAGCAACAAGAUCCAAAUCAGCAAUAUUACGAUCCAAAUAUUCCGUAUGAGGCUGGUAACGAGGUAUAUGAGGGAUAUGAUCAAGGUUACGCACAAGAAGGUCAAGAUUACGUCGAGUACGUGGACGGUCAGUACGAGCAGUAUCCCGAAGAUCUCAGUAAUCAACAGUAUCAACACUAUUCUGACGCACAGUACGAGCAGAAUUCGAAUCAAGCAUAUAAUUAUACCUACGAUCCCAAUCAGGGAUACGGAGAUCCUAACCAGCAAUAUGACCCCAAUCAAGGAUACGAGAAUAAUCCUGAUAAUCGGGCGUACGAUUAUACCGAGCAAGUUGCUUACGAUUCCAAUCAAACGUAUAACGCAUAUGAACAAGAAUACAAGGAGGAACAGUGCAAUCCCGAUGACGACGUUAAGGAUCGCGCGGAGAAACCGGAAACGGAAGAUGUCUCGCAGAGACAGGCAAAUCCGGAGCCGGACCAUCACAAAUCGGACGGAGAUGGGACUAAAUUGCAGCAGGCGGAUGCUGCUAACGAAGCGAAUCAGCCGAAGAAGAAGGAUGUGAUCAAGUCUCUCCUGGAUUCCGACACGGAUUCGACGAUUGAAAGAAAUGUUUCGAACACGGAGAGUGAUUUCGAUUUCAAUUAAGAUACGCGAUGCCUUAAGAGAAUAUUGAAUUUGUUAUGGAUGAAGAAAAAUUACAAUGAUGAAAUUUUGUUAAAUAAAUGAGAUCCUACAACUGCGUUUUUAAAUGCCGAUAUAAAUGUGUCGGUGGAAGAGAUGGAUAUGACUCAUGAUACUGAUGUUGUUAAAAUAUGCGACGAGAGAAGAAAAUACGCAGUUAAUAGGAAAAUAAGUUAAAAGUAAAUGUGAGACAAAUGUGAUCCGAGAAUGAACGUGACUGAAUCUUGGAUGAAUUUCAAAAACGAAUUUUAUAUUUGCGAAAAAAUACCUGGAAAUGGAUAGUAAAUUUAAUUUUAAUUAGUUUUAAUUAGAAUCUACGAGUUGUAAAAUGGCAAGAUUAAUUAAUUUUGUUGGAAUUUUGCUUGCUGCCGUAAAUAUAAUAUUUACAUCAUCUAGGUAUAGAAUAAAGUGGUGAAACAAGAUGCAAGUGAAAUGUUAUUUUGCUUGGACAUUUUAUUUUUGAAUAUGCAGUUUGCGACAUAAUUGGAAUAUAAUUAAUUGUACAGGUACAUCUGUAAAUGUAAAAUUUAAAUUUAAAUUAAUUAAAUUAUAAAAAUAUUUGACAUAUAAAAUUUAUUAUUUUAUUUAUUUAUGAGUAUUUUAUUUAUUUAUUAUAUAGAUGUCAUAUAGAUAUUAAGUUCGAGAAAAGAUAUGCUAAGAAAAAAAUUCCACAUGCAAAAAAAAAGAA
Messenger RNA from Monomorium pharaonis (pharaoh ant), 4948 nucleotides. RefSeq lists its product as uncharacterized. Gene Ontology annotation, biological process: spindle organization. The transcript is spliced from 4 exons. The record is from RefSeq and is a predicted model, not a curated record. The coding region runs from base 1039 to 4224 and encodes 1061 amino acids. Gene Ontology annotation, cellular component: centrosome. Lineage: Eukaryota; Metazoa; Arthropoda; Insecta; Hymenoptera; Formicidae.